This is a messenger RNA of Populus nigra (black poplar), 1477 nucleotides long. RefSeq names its product 11-beta-hydroxysteroid dehydrogenase A-like. The coding region runs from base 336 to 1259 and encodes 307 amino acids. The transcript is spliced from 7 exons. The record is from RefSeq and is a predicted model, not a curated record. Gene Ontology annotation, molecular function: oxidoreductase activity. Lineage: Eukaryota; Viridiplantae; Streptophyta; Magnoliopsida; Malpighiales; Salicaceae.
UAUAAUGAUUUAACAAUGCUGUUUAGUGUGUUUGCCCUUUGGUGUUUUGUUAAUAAUAAUAUUUAUUAUUUUUAAGGGAAAUAUUGUUAUUGUAUAUUUAUACAGGGCAACCAAGGCCAGGACGAGAAAAAAAAUAUUGAAUUUAUUUUUUAUCGCUUUUUCCCAAAUACAGAGGAACUGAUAGAAGAGCGGUUUUCUGCUUCCUGGAGAACCUUUCAAGCUGAAGUUUUUAAAUCGGCAACAAAUCUUUUCGAGAAUUUGAGCUCAGCAACACAAGAAAUAGAAAUUGCUGUGUUUUGGCCUUUUCUCUCCGACCUUAAUUACUGAAGCACAGCAUGGAUUUGAUCCACAAAGUCCUGAACAUUGUACUUCCUCCUAUAACAUUGAUUCUGCUACUUCUCUUCUUGCCGUCCUUUCUUGUUUCCAAGUUCAUAAGUCGUAUAAAAAGAUCAAUAAAUAGCGAAAAGGUGGCAGGAAAAGUAGUUCUAAUCACCGGUGCAUCCUCAGGCAUUGGCGAGUAUCUUGCAUAUGAGUAUGCUAGGAGAGGAGCAUGUUUAGCCCUUGCUGCUAGAAGACAGGAGCGUCUUCGAGCAGUUGCUGAUAAGGCAAGGGCGCUGGGUUCACCAGAUGUUAUAGUCAUCCCCACUGACAUUUCGAAGGCUGAAGACUCUGAGAGGUUUAUUAACGAAGCAGUGAAUCAUUUUGGCAAGUUGGAUCAUCUGGUGAACAAUGCUGGUGUUGUUCAAAUUGACAUGUUUGAGGAUUGCAAGCAAAUAUCAGAUUUUGCAACACUCACGAACACAAAUUUCUGGGGUUCCGUUUACACCACCCAUUUCGCUAUUCCACACCUAAGAAAAAGUAAAGGGAGGAUUGUAGGGAUUUCUUCAAUUGCUGGAUGGUUCACAGUGCCUAGGAUGAGCUUCUAUUGCGCAAGCAAAGCCGCCAUAACAAGUUUUUAUGAAACACUACGUGCUGAAUUUGGUUCGGAUAUUGGAAUAACAAUCGUCACUCCUGGUGUAGUCGAGUCAGAAAUGAGCCAAGGCGAUUUUUUGUCAAAGGCCCAGAUAGACUUUGUCCCGGCCGAGUCGACCGAGAGGUGUGCUAAAGCAAUCGUGGACAGCGCUUGCCGAGGAGAUAGAUACUUAACAGAGCCGUCUUGGGCAAGAAUGACGUUUCUGCUGAAAGUCCUUUGUCCUGAAGUGCUGGAGUGGUUGUUCCACAUGGUAUUGGUUUCUAAGAGUUCAAAGAAAAGUAACUAGCAUGAGCUUCUGUAUCUCAAUUAACAGGCAUCGAGAUAUGCCUGUGGCGUUUCAGCUUUAAUUCCAGAUCUCAAGCAGUGGUUCUGUUUCAUUUCUUAUUCCUCUGAAUACUAAAGAAGGAUUUUGCAUAGACAUCCAUCUUGCAUUUUUCUAACUCAUCAACCAUCUUGAUCUCAUAAUAUUGCAAAUAAAUCAAAACAUCAUUGAUGUUUUUCAUA